Calliphora vicina (urban bluebottle blowfly) is the source of this 7900-nucleotide messenger RNA. RefSeq names its product SET domain binding factor (gene Sbf). Gene Ontology annotation, cellular component: membrane; cytoplasm. Gene Ontology annotation, molecular function: guanyl-nucleotide exchange factor activity. Lineage: Eukaryota; Metazoa; Arthropoda; Insecta; Diptera; Calliphoridae. The record is from RefSeq and is a predicted model, not a curated record. The coding region runs from base 960 to 6938 and encodes 1992 amino acids. The transcript has 9 exons.
UUGACAGCCGCGGCAGAGAAUUUUAGUUGGAUAAAAAAAUGAGAAAAAUUAUAUAUUAACUUGGCACAAUUAAUUAAAAAACGACGCGUAUUCAUUUGUUUAUACUAAAAUAAUUGUGUUAUACUUGAAGAAAACAUAAUAUUCUUAGAAAUUAACAAAGAAAAUUAACGAAAACAAUGCAGUGAAAUGGAAAAAAUAACUACAAUAAGAAUUUUUUACUAGGGGUGUGGUUGAACGGAGCUCUACACAUAACACAGCAACACAAAUUAUUUUUACGGAUUAUACAAAAAAAAAAAAACAGAAAAAACGCAAAAAAUAUUAAAGAAAUAUACAUUUAUGGUUUAAGAAAACUAACAUUAAAACUAUAAAUUUGAUAUCUAACGCAACAACAAAUUAAGCAGAAAUAUGAAAAUUUUAUUUUAAACCAAAACGUGAAUAGAAUUAAUUAAAAUAAAACAAAUCGGGGCAAACUGGUAUGAAAAGAAAAAAAGAAGUUUUGUGUAUUUUUUGUAUAUGCAAAUUAGAAAAGAAGAAAAAAGGAACGUAAUUUAGUAUUUAUACAAAAAAAAUUGAGGUGAUAACAACAACAAAUAAAGUGGUUUUAACAAGAGAUGUGAAAGAAGAAUUAAAAAACAACAACAAACAAAAACAACAAGAGAGUUAAUACAAAUGAUAAUAAAUUUAAUUUUUUUUUAGAAAAGUUUUGAAAAAUUUACAAAUCUACAUAUAAUUUUACUUCUUUUUUAAAUCUUUGAAAGGAAGUACCAAAAUAUAGUGUGUGUGAUAAUUAUUUAAACAAAAAACAAAGAUUACAAAAAAGGGUUUAUUAUUUUUAAAUUUUGAUUUGUUUCAUUUUUACCCACAAGUUCGAUAAAAAAUAACAAAAACGCAGGCAAUGCAUUAACAUCAUCAAACAAACUUCCUUAUCUUCAUACUGGUCAUUAGUUUUUGGGUGAGCAAUGUCACGGCUUGCAGAUUACUUUGUUAUUGUGGGCUAUGAUAAUGAAAAAGAUCGUACAAUUACCGAUAACCAAUUGUUAACAUGUGGCAAGAUUAUACAACGUUUUCCCGAAAAAGACUGGUCGGAUACUCCCUUCAUAGAAGGCAUAGAAUGGUUCUGUCAACCUUUGGGCUGGAAUCUAUCGUACGAGAAACAAGAACCGAAAUUUUUUACCUCCGUUCUUACCGACAUCGAUGCCAAUAAACAUUAUUGUGCCUGCCUGAGUUUUCACGAAACUCUCGCCAUCACACUCAACAAGAAAAUCGUCGACGAAGAAGACGAAACCAUAUCCACCUCAACGAAAUAUCAAAACUCAUCACCACUCAACAACACCAUCAUCGGCUUACCGACGACAAACAAUGGUUGUGCAAAUACAUCAACAUCAUCCACAGUCUCCCCCAACACUUCGACAUCACUUAUAUCGCAUCAUAGUGUUAUGUAUGCUCCCAAAUGUUUAGUUCUAAUAUCACGUCUCGAUUAUGGCGAGACAUUCAAAAAUUGCCUCGGCACCAUCUAUACGGUGUAUAUAGAGAAUUUACCAUAUGCCUUGGAGACAUUAAUUGGUAAUAUAUUGGGUUGUAUACAGGUACCACCGGCCGGCGGGCCACAAGUACGAUUUUCGAUAGGAGCGGGCGAUAAGCAGUCGUUGCAGCCGCCGCAAUCGUCAUCGUUGCCGGGAACGGGCACAUCGGUGUAUUUUUUAUUUAAACAAUUGGGUAUUAAAAACGUAUUAAUUUUGCUGUGCGCCGUUAUGACUGAAAAUAAAAUACUCUUUCACUCGAAAAGCUAUUCCCACCUAACCGAGAGUUGUAAAGCACUCGUAGCUCUCAUGUAUCCCUUCCGUUAUACCCAUGUGUACAUUCCCAUUUUGCCGGCACCGCUAACGGAAGUGCUCUCAACGCCAACACCCUUCAUAAUGGGCAUUCACAGUUCUUUACAAACUGAAAUCACCGAUUUAUUAGAUGUCAUUGUUGUCGAUUUAGAUGGUGGUUUGGUAACGAUACCACCAACCCUAACGCCACCCGUACCCGUACUACCCUCACCGUUGUGGGAACAAACUCAGGAAUUACUGACAAUGAUACUAUUUCCAAAUCUAUCACAGUCGGAUUUAGCAUUUCCAUCACAGGAGAAACCUACCAAUUAUCCCAAAAGCGAAGCUGUAAUCGAUAAGGAAUUGAGAGCUAUAUUUAUGCGUCUGUUUGCUCAACUUUUACAAGGCUAUAGAUCGUGUUUGACUCUUAUACGGAUUCAUCCCAGACCAGUUAUAACGUUUCAUAAGGCGGGCUUUUUGGGGGCCAGAGAUUUGAUAGAAAGUGAGUUUUUAUAUCGUGUAUUGGACAGUAUGUUCUUUACGACAUUUGUUAAUGAGCGCGGACCACCCUGGCGGCCCUCCGAUGCUUGGGAUGAGCUCUAUAGUUCUAUGAAUGAACUACUGAAAUCUGAGGCCAACAAUAAAAGUCUCCUGCACAUACACAUCUCGGAAUUGGGUAAGGUAUUGUAUGAGAAUGAAAUACCCAAUCAACAAAUGUAUGCGCAAAAAGUAUUACGUCCCCCAGAGGGCUCCUCACAUCGCAUACACCAGCCCGCUUUUCCUCGUCUAAGUUCGGAUAAAGUUGAAUUGAUUAUCAAUGAUGGCAUUCGCAAGAAUUGCAUACAACCCCGGUUAACAUCAGCACGCAAUCAAAAUCGCACCAUACCCAUGGGACCUCGCUUGCCAGAAGUAUUAGAUGUUAGACCUAAUCUCUCGAAUUCAGCCAGACGUUUGGAAGUUUUGAAAACUUGUGUUUCCUAUAUAUUUGAAAAUAAAAUAGCCGAUGCCAGAAAACUGGUACCAGCUGUUACACGCACCCUUAAACAUCGUGAUGCUCGUCUGAUAUUUUGCCGUGAACUGUUUGGCUACGUGCAUGGCAACAAAGCCGUACUGGAUCACCAACAAUUCGAUUUGGUUAUUAAGUUUAUGAACAAAACCUUACAGAACUCCUCCGGCAUUGAUGAGUAUACAGUGGCGGCCGCUUUACUACCCAUGUCUACAAUAUUUUGUCGUAAACUUUCAACGGGCAUUAUACAAUUUGCCUACACUUGCAUACAGGAUCAUCCCAUAUGGAAGAAUUUACAAUUUUGGGAGUCCACCUUCUAUCAAGAUGUACAAACUCAUAUCAAAGCCUUGUAUAUGCAACAUAGACGCGCAAACGAGCACAAUAAGGAAUCGAAUUGUGUGUUGGAUGAUGUGCCGCUGGAAGAGCCAACAGCUUUAGAAAUAACGGCCGAGCAAUUGCGUAAAUCACCCACUAUCGAUGAAGCGAAGAAAAAUGAAUUGGCCCAGUCGGAAGAGUCGACUUUGUACAGUCAGGCCAUACACUAUUCGAAUAGAAUGGUUUCGCUGCUCAUACCACCGGAUGUCAAUGCUGUAGGUCAUCAGAAGCCCAAGCAAACAUUUCGUUUCGAUGAUAAUCAGAGUGUGUCAAAUAGCAUAAUGGGUUCCCACAGCUUAAGUGAACACUCCGAUGAGGGUUUCGAAGAGAACGAUGCCUCCGAAGUGGGUGUGGCCGUUGGCAAAAUUGUAUCACGUUUCAUAGACCGCGUAUGCACGGAAGGCGGCGUUACGUCCGAGCAUAUACGCAAUUUGCACGAUAUGGUGCCCGGUGUUGUACACAUGCAUAUUGAAUCUCUGGAAUCUGUUUAUUUAGAAGCUAAGCGACAUCCUCAUGUACAAAAACCAAAAAUACAAACACCUUGUUUGUUGCCGGGCGAAGAAAUCGUAACGGAACAUUUAAGAUGCUACCUAAUGCCGGACGGGCGUGAAGAUGACACACAAAGUUUAAUACCAGCCGAAGGAGCUCUAUUUCUUACCAACUACCGCAUAGUGUUUAAGGGAAAUCCCUGUGAUCCUUUGGCUUGUGAGCAAACCAUCAUUCGAGCAUUUCCUAUUUCGUCGCUGUUGAAGGAGAAGAAAAUAUCGGUGUUGUAUUUGGCCCAUUUAGACCAAACUAUGCCUGAGGGUCUACAACUGAGAUCAAGUACUUUUCAGUUGAUGAAAAUUGCUUUUGAUUUGGAGGUAACACCCGAAAUGAUUGAAUCCUUCCGUAAGAUAUUGUGUAAGGCCAGACAUCCCGUAGAUGAAUUUGAACAUUUUGCUUUUCAAUCGUAUGGCACAAUUAUACACGGAGCAGCACCGCUUAAGGCCAAGGAGAAGUACUCCACCUUGAAGGGUUUCGCCAAGAAAACUUUAAUGCGCACCGCCAAGAAGGCCGGUCUAAAGCAGAAAUUUACUCCCAAACGUAAACUACUAAAUCCGGGUAUGGAUUUUGAUACCAUGGUGGCCUCGGUGGAUGCAUUGGAAACACAUUCUCAAAACGAUGAAUUGGAAGAUGAUGAAUUCGAGUGCAAUAAUGAGACAUUACCACGCAUAGCCACCGCCAAGGAUGUAGAACGUAUGCGUGAGAGAAACUAUGUAAGGGAUUGGAAACGUUUGGGUUUUGAAGACACACAAAGCGGUUUUCGUAUAACCGCCGUAAAUUCCAACUACAGCAUGUGUAGAUCAUAUCCAGCCAUCUUUGUGGCUCCCUUACAGGUACACGAUGCAGCCUUAACUCAUCUGGGGCGUUGCUAUAAGAGCCAACGUAUACCGGUGCCCACUUGGCGUCAUCGCAAUGGAGCCAUGUUGAUAAGAGGUGCCUUGCCGCACAGCAAGUCUGUAGUCAUAGGCAUGCUGAAGAAUCCCACUGGCUCCAAUACCAUGUCCAAUGAUAUGGCCAAUUAUCAUGAACAGGAUAAAUAUUUCAUGUCUCUGAUAGACACCAUGCCCAAACCUAAUAUUUCCCUGGCUCAAUACAAUUUGUCGGGCAUAAAUUUAUCCAUGAAUUCUUUACUUUUGAAUACCUCGGCAGUGGAUGAUUUGCAUUACUUGAAUACCUCAUUGACACCGGAAGUAACACGCAAAAAUAAAGGACUUUCGGCCAGUCAUGAGGGUAAACAAAAAGCUGGCACUAUUAAAAAUUCCUCAGCUGUUUCGAACUCUAACGCCUCGGCUUAUCGCAAAAUACGUUUGUAUGUAUUGGGCGAAAAAUCUCAGACAAAAUCUAGCGUUAAUGCUGACAUGGGGGCGGAAUUUAUACCAGUCGACUAUCCCGAUAUAAGGCAUUCCCGUAUAGCAUUUAAGAAACUCAUGCGGGCCUGUCUGCCCUCCAACAAUACCAACGACACCGAUCAAACGUUUGCCAAGAAUAUCGAACAGUCCGAUUGGCUACAACAGAUUUCCUCUUUGCUGCAGUUAUCCGGAGCUGUUGUCGAUCUAAUCGAUUUACAGGAGGCCUCAGUCAUGCUGUCGCUGGAAGAUGGCUGGGACAUAACCGCACAAAUAUCAGCCAUUGCCCAGUUGUGUUUAGAUCCCUUUUACCGUACCAUUGAUGGUUUUCGGGUGCUGGUGGAAAAGGAAUGGAUUGCUUUUGGUCAUCGUUUUGCCCAUCGCAGCAACUUGAAGCCAUCACACAAUAGUUCAAAUAUCGCAUUUGCUCCCACAUUUCUACAGUUCAUGGAUGCCGUCUAUCAGAUACAAAAACAAUUUCCCAUGGCCUUUGAAUUCAAUGAGUUUUACAUACGUUUCUUGGCCUAUCAUACGGUAUCGUGUCGUUUUCGCACAUUCCUGUUCGAUUGUGAGGUGGAGAGGUUUGAUAUGGGCAUAACAUCGGUGGAGGAUAAGAGGAGUACAUUGUCCACGAAACAUUUGAUGGGCAAUAAUAAGGGUAACAAUGGCUCCGACGACGAAUCAAGUAUUUAUCCCGUCGAUAUGCGCAGCAAAACUUUGGUCAACUUCAAUCGCAUCGGUCACUCCAUAUUCGAUUAUAUCGAACGUCAACAUUCGAAAUCUCAAAUAUUUUACAAUUUCAUUUAUUGCCUGCAAGACGAUGUCCUACGACCCCAAAGUUGUGCGGCUGCCUUGGAUUUGUGGCCUUACUAUACCAACGAAGAACUGGCCCAGGGACCACCCUACGAUCUGGAGCUAACCAAUGCUGACGAUGAACUCGAUUUAUCCGAGUUGAAAGGCAAACGUGUUGUUAUAUCCGCCGGCUAUGAUAACGUAGAAAAAUCUGAUCCCAACACAUUCGUUUGUCUGCUCAGUGAAGUUAAACAGGCCGAAACCGAAAGAGGACACUUGCCGCAAAAAUGGCAACAAGUAUGGUGCGGUCUAGAGGUGCCACGUGUCGAACGGGUAGAACGCAAGUCUUCACUGAGCAGUAUUUUCUAUCAUGGCAAACUACAGCAUAAACGCUCUACUUUGGAAAUUAUCAUGAAGGGACGUUUGACGGGCUAUCAGGAUAAAUUUUUCCAUCCGCAUCGUUUCGAAAAGCAUCCAUACACUACACCCACCAAUUGCAAUCAUUGCACGAAACUUUUAUGGGGCCCAGUGGGUUAUCGCUGCAUGGAUUGUGGCAAUUCGUAUCACGAACGUUGCACCGAGCUGUCGCUGAAAAAUUGCACUAAAUACAAGGCUGUCGAGGGAGUGGUACCGCCAAAUGUGAAUAUAUCACAGGGUGAUACCUCAAGUAUUGCAUCUAGUGCUGCCACUACCGCACGAACCUCAUCCCAUCAUUUUUAUAAUCAAUUUAGCAGUAAUGUGGCAGAAAAUCGUACCCACGAAGGACAUCUUUAUAAACGUGGUGCCUUGCUGAAAAACUGGAAACAACGUUGGUUUGUUUUGGAUUCCAUAAAACAUCAAUUACGUUAUUAUGAUUCAGAGGACUCGACAUGCAAGGGAUUUAUAGAUUUAGCUGAAGUUCAAUCUGUUACGGCCGCACAACCAACACAAAUUGGCACAAAACGUGUUGAUGAAAAAGGAUUCUUUGAUUUAAAAACAUGUCGACGCACUUAUAAUUUAUAUGCCAUGGAUGCUAAUUUGGCCCAAGAGUGGAUCGAAAAGAUACAAGCUUGCUUACAGUAAACAUGCUUAAACAAAACGCUAUUGAGUUAUAGUUACGUUUCUUUUUUCGGACUAGUUAAUAAUUUGUAAAUGUAGCCAAGAAGAGGAGUGGAGCGACGAGUAUUUUCUAUCAAUCAAAUCAGAUUCGAUUUUGUUAUUGUUUUAAGUGAUUUACAAAACAAAUUUUGUUUAACAAAUAUUUUCUGUGUAUAUAAUUUAGAAAACAUAAAGGAAAAACAAAGCAUUUCAGUUGCAAUAUGCAAAAUAUGUAUUUAUAUUCAUAUUAAAUAGUUGGUUUUUUAUAUUAUUACUAUUAUUAUAAGUAUUGUUUUGUUAAUUGUUUUUUUUUUUUUGUAAUACAUAACUAAAAAUCUUCCACUUUAUAUAGAAUACACUUUUUGUAAUUGAUAUUAUUUAAUUUAAUAUUUAAAAAGAAAAAGAAACUAGUUAAGUACAGUGAAUUCCCUUUUAUCACUUCUAUCCCCGCUUGUUGAGUUUUUGUAGUAACCCUUUGAACUUUUUAAUUUAACACCUUUUAUUUAAGUGAAAAACCUAAUAAUUGAACGAACCUCCUGAUAUUGUUUUUUAAAGAAAAUAUACAAAAAAAAAGCAAACCUACAAAUUAAAUAAAAAUCUACCAUGUCUUUAAAUGUGAUUAAUCCUUAAAUAAAUGAAUAAAAAUUGUUUAACAUACCUAAUAAAUACAUAUAUAUAUAUAACUAAAUAUAUUUAUAAUUUAAAUGUAUCUAUCCUUUAUAUAGUAAAAAAUAUUUGUCAAACUUUAUCUUUUUUUCAAAAAAAAAAACUUUAUACUCGAUGUUAUGCCAAAGAAUCGGUUAAAGAAAUAUAAUAUAUACAUACACAUAUAUCAUUUAACGUUUUUAGUUUCCUUUUAAGUUGUAUUUUUUUUUUAAUAUUUUACUCUGAAUUUAGUAAAUUUUGAAAAAUAAAAACAGAAAUCAUUUCUAUUUAAUGCAAAUCAA